Molecule: messenger RNA, 1054 nt
Organism: Sodiomyces alkalinus F11
Lineage: Eukaryota; Fungi; Ascomycota; Sordariomycetes; Glomerellales; Plectosphaerellaceae
Exons: 1
Coding region: 257-922 (221 amino acids)
Source: RefSeq, a predicted model, not a curated record
AUAUAUACCACCUCCCUACUGUCCGUCUAUCAUCCUCGCCGUGCUCGACUUCUCCCAAUACGACCGCAGGAGACCCCGCCCUACCUCGUAACUGGUCUUCUUGCUUCAACUUUUCGUCGACCCCGCGACCCAGCGACACGAACGUCGACGAAGGCAGCGCCUGUUCCUUGUCGCAUCGUCUCCGAAGGCCACAGACCUACAUCACUAUCCUGGUGGGCAUCUCACCAUCACGCACACGUAGUACCAUCCUGUCAUCAUGAGUGGUACGAGAAGAUCCACGAUUCCCAACGUCUCUCCCUCCCUGAAAGUAACCGCUGACCUUCUUUUUGUCGCCUCAGCCUACCCAAGAGACUACUACAGCACCGACCGCAAGCGCGGCUCCAAAGUGCGCCUCUACCUCGAACCCCCGAUCCCGGACCGCGCAACCAUCCGCACGACCCGUACCACCAUCCUUCCCCCGCCCCCGCCUCCGCCUCGGGAGUGUACCCCGCCUCCUAAGAUCGAGGUGCCGGCGCCACUCCCACCGCCCUGCAUCCCGCUCCCUCCCCCGGAACCCGAGCCCAUCGAUGUCAUCGCCGUAGACGUCGACCCGUCCGAGGAUAAGAAGAAGAGAAAGAAGAAGAAGCAGCGCCGGUCCCGGUCCCGGUCCCGCUCGCGUCACAUCGAGACACGCGAAGUCUACAUCGAGCGCGAGAAGCUCGUCCCCGUCCCCGUGCGCUGUCGGCCCCGGUCCCCUUCCCCGCAGUACGACACGUACCGCUAUAUCAGUGCGCCGCCGCGCAGGUACUGCCCGUCGCCCUCGCCGCCUCGUAUGCUCCCCCCGCCGCCCCCGCCCGAGGAGGACCGCACGCGCAUCUGCAUCGAGGAUCGCAUUCGGGAGAGGGAGUAUUACGAUCCUUAUCCUUAUGAUCGGCGCUGCUGAGUGAGCGAGCUGCGUGAUACUCCUGUCUGUUUGGACUUUUUUUCUUCUUGUUUUUUUUUUUUUGCUUUCCCUUUUCUCAGCUGUCUUGCAGGGGCUCUAUGUAACAGAUGCUAUGUGUUUUACGUGCUUACA